Molecule: messenger RNA, 848 nt
Organism: Siniperca chuatsi (mandarin fish)
Lineage: Eukaryota; Metazoa; Chordata; Actinopteri; Centrarchiformes; Sinipercidae
Product: stonustoxin subunit beta-like
Exons: 2
Coding region: 1-588 (195 amino acids)
Molecular function (GO): protein binding
Source: RefSeq, a predicted model, not a curated record
AUGAGAGCCAGACCGAACCUCGGAGAACUGCUGCUAUCUUCUGUCUCGUUCUCUCCAUCAGACGCCUGCGAACUCACACUGGACCCAAACACAGCAAACAGAAAACUCAUACUGUCAGACUACAACACAAAGGUGACAGUGGGGAGAGAGAAACAGCCAUAUCCUGACGAUCCAGAGAGAUUUGACUACUGGAAACAGCUGCUGUGUACUGAUGGUUUGACUGGUCGCUGUUACUGGGAGGUGGAGUGGACAGGAAAGGUUUACAUAGCAGUGACUUACAGAGGAAUCAGAAGGAGAGGAGAAAGUGACGACUGCUGUCUUGGAAGCAAUGAUCAGUCCUGGAGUCUGAGCUGCUCUGGUGCUGGUUACUCUGGCCUGCACAGUAAAAGGAGUGUGUCCAUCAGUAUCCCUCCCUCGAACAGAGUGGGAGUGUACCUGGACUGGCCUGCCGGCACUCUGUCCUUCUACAGAAUCUCCUCUGAUAAACUGACCCUCCUUCACACCUUCUACGCCACAUUCACCGAGCCGGUCUACCCUGCCUUCAGGAUUAAGAUGGACCCCUAUAACUCGUCAGUGUCUCUGUGCUAGAUCUAGUAAAACGUAGUCUCCUUUUCUCUUUCUGAGUUGUUUUUUGGCCGCUGAGUAUAAAUAAAAUCUUUUUGUAGCAGUGGACAAGAGAUUAGGUAGAAUACGUCAGUGGUGACAAAGACUAACACACUGAGUGAUAGUCAGCUAAUGCCUGCCAUCAGUAAGUGCUCUAUUUCCCGAAGCGUAUUUUGCUAUAUUUUAGAAACACUUCUGCUGUUUUCUAUAGAGCCCCAAAGUGUUAAAUAAAUAUAUAAAAGAUG